Messenger RNA from Cynocephalus volans (Philippine flying lemur), 3696 nucleotides. RefSeq names its product signal recognition particle 72 (gene SRP72). Gene Ontology annotation, cellular component: signal recognition particle, endoplasmic reticulum targeting. Gene Ontology annotation, molecular function: ribosome binding; 7S RNA binding; protein binding. Lineage: Eukaryota; Metazoa; Chordata; Mammalia; Dermoptera; Cynocephalidae. Bases 10 to 2025 code for a protein of 671 amino acids. Gene Ontology annotation, biological process: SRP-dependent cotranslational protein targeting to membrane. The record is from RefSeq and is a predicted model, not a curated record. The transcript has 19 exons.
UUCUCCAAGAUGGCGAGCGGCGGCAGUGGGGGGGUAUCGGUGCCUGCGCUGUGGAGUGAAGUGAACCGUUAUGGCCAGAACGGCGACUUCACGCGCGCUCUCAAGACCGUCAACAAGAUACUGCAGAUCAACAAGGAUGAUGUAACCGCCCUGCACUGUAAAGUGGUAUGCCUUAUACAGAAUGGAAGUUUCAAGGAAGCCUUGAAUGUCAUCAAUACUCACGCCAAAGUGUUAGCCAAUAACUCUCUCUCCUUCGAGAAGGCAUAUUGUGAGUACAGGCUGAACAGAAUUGAGAACGCCUUGAAGACAAUAGAAAGUGCCAACCAGCAGACAGACAAACUAAAGGAGCUUUAUGGACAAGUGUUAUACCGUUUGGAACGCUAUGAUGAAUGCUUAGCUGUGUAUAGAGAUCUUGUCCGAAACUCCCAAGAUGAUUAUGAUGAGGAGAGGAAAACAAACCUUUCAGCGGUUAUUGCAGCUCAAAGCAAUUGGGAAAAAGUGGUCCCAGAGAACUUGGGCCUCCAGGAAGGCACACAUGAACUGUGCUACAACGCUGCAUGUGCAUUGAUAGGACAAGGUCAGCUGAACCAGGCAAUGAAAAUCCUACAAAAAGCAGAAGAUCUUUGCCGCCAUUCAUUGUCAGAAGACUCUGAUGGGACUGAGGAAGACCCACAGGCAGAAUUGGCCAUCAUUCAUGGUCAGAUGGCCUAUAUUCUGCAGCUUCAGGGUUGUACAGAGGAGGCUUUGCAACUUUACAAUCAGAUAAUUAAACUAAAGCCGACAGAUGUGGGAUUAUUAGCUGUAAUUGCAAAUAACAUCAUUACCAUUAACAAGGACCAAAAUGUCUUUGACUCCAAGAAGAAGGUGAAAUUAACCAAUGCAGAAGGAGUAGAAUUUAAGCUUUCCAAGAAACAGCUGCAAGCUAUAGAAUUUAAUAAAGCUUUACUUGCUAUGUACACAAACCAGGCAGAGCAAUGUCGCAAAAUAUCUGCCGGUUUACAGUCCCAAAGUCCUGAGCAUCUGCUGCCUGUGUUAAUCCAAGCUGCCCAGCUCUGUCGUGAAAAGCAGCACACAAAAGCAAUAGAGCUGCUUCAGGAAUUUUCAGAUCAGCAUCCAGAAAACGCAGCCGAAAUUAAGCUGACCAUGGCACAGUUGAAAAUUUCCCAAGGUAAUAUUUCCAAAGCAUGUCUAAUAUUGAGAAGCAUAGAGGAGUUAAAGCAUAAGCCAGGCAUGGUGUCUGCAUUAGUGACCAUGUAUAGCCAUGAGGAAGAUAUUGAUGGUGCCAUUGAAGUCUUCACACAAGCUAUCCAGUGGUAUCAAAACCAUCAGCCCAAAUCUCCUGCUCAUUUGUCCUUGAUAAGAGAAGCUGCAAACUUCAAACUCAAAUAUGGGCGGAAGAAGGAGGCAAUUAGUGACCUAGAACAGCUAUGGAAACAAAAUCCAAAAGAUAUUCACACCCUGGCCCAGCUUAUUUCUGCUUACUCACUUGUAGAUCCGGAGAAAGCAAAAGUUCUUAGUAAACACUUACCCUCGUCAGAUAGUAUGUCUCUAAAAGUAGAUGUUGAGGCUCUUGAAAAUUCUCCUGGAGCUACGUACAUUCGGAAGAAGGGUGGAAAAGUUACGGGAGAUACUCAACCAAAGGAGCAAGGUCAAGGAGAUUUGAAAAAGAAGAAGAAGAAAAAGAAAGGAAAACUGCCUAAGAAUUAUGACCCCAAAGUUACCCCAGAUCCAGAAAGAUGGCUGCCAAUGCGAGAACGUUCUUACUACCGAGGAAGAAAGAAGGGUAAAAAGAAGGAUCAGAUUGGAAAAGGGACCCAAGGAGCAACUGCAGGAGGUUCAUCUGAACUGGAUGCCAGUAAAACUGUAAGCAGCCCACCCACCUCCCCAAGACCUGGCACUGCAGCAACAGUAUCUGCCUCUACAAGUAACAUCAUACCCCCAAGACACCAGAAGCCUGCAGGGGCUCCAGCAACAAAAAAGAAACAGCAACAGAAAAAGAAGAAAAGUGGAAAAGGUGGCUGGUGAUUAGAAAAUUCUUGUUGCAGGCUAUUUUUAAACUAGUCUCAAUGGCACUAGGAACAUAAUAAAGGUAACACAGCAAGAAGCACAGAACUGCUCCCUCUUCUGUCCCCAUAUUUUCAGAAAAUAAUUUCUUGUGUAUCAAAUUGAAAAACAUCUUUCUCAAACUCUGCCUAGUAGAGUUGGCCUGCUUGUACCACCUUGCUUUGCACAGAUUAUGAGGACUGAAAAUAAUUGGGCAUUUACCUACCUUGAUAUCUGUUGCAUACCUUAUCUUUGUGUACUCAUUUGAUCUUUUCUCAGUUUCACAAACAAGGCAUGUUCCAGGAGGUUUUCCAGGAUUUAAACAGAAACUAUUUCAACUAGAGUCUGAAGAUACUUGUUUCUGUUUAAGUCUCACUUUAAAUUAUGUCUUAGGAGGCCUUAAGAGGCUGAAAGUGCAAUCUUCUGAGCAUUCCAAAUAUCUGCUUACAAAUAUCACGUGAUAAAAAAGGACCUUAUUAAAACAUUGGUGUUCCUCACUUAAUUAAAUGAGUGCCCACAAGAAAACUAAAGUAACUAUCUUAAAUAAUUUUAACUAUAAAUUCUCUGUCAUGUGAUACUGCAAUAUGGGAUAUUUUUCAUAUAUGUAUGGCUUCUUUGUGCCCCAUAUUGUUUUCAGAUUAUGGUAACAUACUGAUAGUGCCAUGAAAGAAUUCAAGGAAAAAAAUCAAUGUUGCAAGAAGUUGACUCUAAGACACAGUGUUCUGGGGUCAGAUUUGGGUUUGGACUGUCUCAAUUGGAAAGAUUAAUGGCCUCUAUCAAGUACAUGAACGUUGCUUCCUAUGUAGUGAGGGAAUCAAUACCCAAGUUCUGUACCAGGCAGUAUAAAAUCUAACAAGACUGUUAGGCUCAAUUAACAGUAGAUACUCAAAUGGCUCCUUUUGAUAGUUAAUGGUUAUGGCCUUUCAUUACCUUUCUCAAAGUAAUGAAGUAUUUUACAGUCAAUUUGUGGUAUGAAUGUUGCUCUUGUCUUUUCUUGCUUACAAGCCGCUUUCACAUUGAAGAGCUGUGAGACAGACACAUUGGGAUGCCUACCCUGUUAGUAUUCAUUUUAUGUUGCCCAAGAUAUCAUUUAAUUUAGAUUUAGGAGUAUUUCCUUGUGAUCAUAUUAUUCUGUCCUUGUUAAUAAAGUACUCCUGUGUUUGACUCUGAAUAUAUCUACUGAAACUUCUUCAAAGAGUUUUUUUAAAGGCUUUUCUCCUUAACAAGAUGAGAAAUGGGAUUGCUGCCUUUCUGUUUAGCAUAAUCAGAAUCUGCAGUGGCAUCUAAACAAGAGAUCUUCUUAAAAUAAGAAUGAUUUAUUAUGGCAUAAUACUUUUUUGAGCUCUCAGAGAACAGUCUUUUGGUAAGACUAACAGAUAUUUAUUCCUUCUGAAUAUAUACCCUAUUACAGGAAUAAUUGUUAGUAAGUUUAUUUAGGAUUCCAUUAAAUUUCUGUGGUGAAGGAUAAUCAUUUUUUAGGUUAACUAAACAACAGAAUUUUGGUGAAAAUAAUCCAUCGUGAGAAAUUUGACCUAAGGUACAACAGUGAAAUUUAUAGUUUUCUAUUUAGUCAUUGUUAUUGGCAGCCAUUGCCAUUGGUAGUCAUUGCUAAACAACCGAAACCCAGUUCAAAUAAAUAAAUUAAUUGUCAAA